AGCAUUAUUUAGAUCUUUAUAAUUUUUUCAUCAUUAUUUAAUAAAAUCGAAUUUUUAAACAAUUUAAAUUAUUCAAUCUAAUUAGAAUGAUGUAAAAGUUGUCAAUAUGACGUCCAUUUUAAAAAGAAAACAUAGAAUGAAUGGUGGGGGCAAAUCUCAUAUCACGCAUGUGGUGUAAUGUGCACAUUUUAAAUGGCUGCCGUGAAAAAUUGAAAAACUGGAAAAGUGUGAAAAAAAGACGUUUUUAUGUUGAGAAAUUAUAUCAAGUGAUAAUAGUGAAUUAUAUUAGAAAAAAUAAAUACAAAAAUAAUGGUAAAAAUGUAUAGCCUCAAACCGAUAAUAGAUCAGGAUAUAACGAUUAACCGUCCGAUAUGUAUGUACGAGAUGAAAAAUAUUCAUGACGAUAGCGACUUGAAACUGAAGUGCAGAAUAGUCUCAGAGGUUACUGGCCACUUUAUAAAUUCUCUUAAGACUCCAUCAGCUGAAGUAACAGCGUUAGAGGAAAGACAGAAAAAAAUUCUAGUACAAUUAGCAGAACUUAAAAACCAAGUUUUAACACUUUGUAACGUUUUAAAUAAGAAUAACAAUCAAAAAGUUCAAUCAGUCACUCCUAUAAUAAGGUAUCAGAUUCAUUCUGUUCCUGAAAUAGUGCUAAAUGUAUCACGAUCAAAACCUUGUUAUUCACUUUUAGCUCUAGGCAGACUUUGGACUGAUAUAGACUUUAAAAUAUCACCAUUCAUUCAUUCCACUAUUAAAUCUGAAAUACCAAAAGGAUUCGAAAACACUCGAUCCAAUGAUAAAGCGAAUUCAAUUAAUAUAAUUCUGAUUUGGAAAGAAGUUCCCAACACCGAACUUAUAAUCUCUGGUGUUCAAAAAUUUCCUAUAAUCGGUGAAUCAAAUUUUCUUCGAUAUCUAGUCCGAUCUAUCAAUGAUGGAACAUAUGAGAAUCCUGAAUCAAUACAGGAGACAAUGAAAAUUGAUAAAAUUCUUGACCUGUCAAAUCUACUGAUCCACCAAAGUCAAGAAAAUAAGCAAAAAACAUUAGAUGAAUUGAACAGAAGCUUGAAAUCCAAUACGUGGUUUUCUGAUCACAACGAACCAGGAAUUUCUGAUUUAGCAGCUUGGUCAGCAGUGAAACAAUCUUUGGUAGAAAAAUUGCCUUCCAAUCUUGUAGGUUGGUACAAAAAAUGUGAAAACUUAUUCUUAAAAUAACUUAUUCAAUAUAAUUGAAUAAGAAAUAAAUGUACAUAAUUUUGAUUAUUGAUAAAUUUUUCAUAAAUUUUUUAUUAAAUGCAA
This is a messenger RNA of Chelonus insularis, 1296 nucleotides long. It is a transcript of the gene AIMP2, whose product is annotated as aaRS-interacting multifunctional protein 2. The coding region runs from base 310 to 1212 and encodes 300 amino acids. NCBI's taxonomy places the organism in Eukaryota, Metazoa, Arthropoda, Insecta, Hymenoptera, Braconidae. The record is from RefSeq and is a predicted model, not a curated record. The transcript is spliced from 4 exons. Gene Ontology annotation, cellular component: aminoacyl-tRNA synthetase multienzyme complex.